Messenger RNA from Gavia stellata (red-throated loon), 1257 nucleotides. Its product is annotated as repetin-like. The record is from RefSeq and is a predicted model, not a curated record. The transcript has 3 exons. Lineage: Eukaryota; Metazoa; Chordata; Aves; Gaviiformes; Gaviidae. Gene Ontology annotation, biological process: regulation of phosphatidylinositol 3-kinase/protein kinase B signal transduction; positive regulation of cell cycle G1/S phase transition; cellular response to cytokine stimulus. Gene Ontology annotation, molecular function: transition metal ion binding. Bases 1 to 1257 code for a protein of 418 amino acids. Gene Ontology annotation, cellular component: cytoplasm.
AUGGCCCAGCUCCAGGAAAACAUCAAUGGCAUCCUUGCUGCGUUCUACAGGUCUGCCAGAAGCGAUGGCAACUGCAGCCCCCUGAGCAGGGAGGAGCUGAGGCAGCUCAUCGAGCAGGAGUUUGCAGACGCGAUGGAGAACCCCCAGGACCCCAAAACCAUCAAGAAGGUGUUGUGCUUCCUGGAUGAUGACAGCAACUGCAGGGUUGACUUCAGCGAGUUGCUCAGCCUAGUUUUCUGCGUGGCCAAGGCUUGUUACAAGCCGCUCCAGCAGCACCAGGUGCCAGAAGAUGGUCAAGAGCCGCCAGCGCAAGAGAAGGCAGGCGGGGAGCAGUCACCAGGGCCUUGCACAGCGGGGGGGGUCUCAAGAAACCAGCAGGUACCCAAGCAGGGUGUGAACAAUCAGGACCAGGACACAAAGACACAAGACCGGGACAACCGUCAAACCCAGGAAGGUGAGACACCAAAGCAGGACCGGGACAACCAUCAAACUCAGGAGGGUGAGACACCAAAACAGGACCGGGACAACCGUCAAACCCAGGAGGGUGAGACACCAAAGCAGGACCAGGACAACCGUCAAACCCAGGAGGGUGAGACACCAAAGCAGGACUGGGAGAACCGUCAAACCCAGGAGGGUGAGACACCAAAGCAGGACCAGGACAACCAUCAAACCCAGGAGGGUGAGACACCAAAGCAGGACUGGGACACCCAUCGGGAUGACAGUACUGAAGCACCGGAAGAGGAUCCAAAGAGAGGAGAGAUCCUGGACACGGCAACCACAGAGCAGGACAGAAAUACCUAUAAGGCUGAAGAGACUGAGACACCAAAACAGGAGCCAGAAACCCACCAGGCCAAAGAAACUGAGUCACCAGGACAGGGUUCAAACCACCAUCUGAGUCCAGAGAGAGAGUCAGCAGAGGAGGACCUGAAUUGUCCCUCUGAGACACGAGGAAGAGACCCAAACAACAAGACCCAGGUGUGCGAGGCCCCUCAGCAGGACCCCAGCCCCAGCAAGACCCAGAAGCUGCUGCCCCCACAGCGGGGUGCAAGCCCCCGUCGGGAUCCCAAGCCCUGGGGAACACACCAUGACCCAGCUUUCCAUCAGCUCCCUGAAUCCAAGGUGCUGGAGCAGGAGCACAGCGGGGCAGAAGCUCCGUCUCGUCCAGCACAACUGCAACAAGACGCUCAUCACCAAAGACAACCCACUAUAGAGCAACAGGUCCUGCAGUCUCUGUAUCAGUGGCCGCUACAGCAGUAA